Molecule: messenger RNA, 2190 nt
Organism: Thermothielavioides terrestris NRRL 8126
Lineage: Eukaryota; Fungi; Ascomycota; Sordariomycetes; Sordariales; Chaetomiaceae
Exons: 6
Coding region: 281-1915 (544 amino acids)
Biological process (GO): protein phosphorylation
Cellular component (GO): nucleus
Molecular function (GO): ATP binding; cyclin-dependent protein serine/threonine kinase activity
Source: RefSeq, a predicted model, not a curated record
CAGCAAGGUACAGCGUGCCCAGCUUAGCGCGUUCGACAUCGAUUCACCUGCUUCGAACGAAGCGAGCGUUGAGGCAUGACUUCCUCGCCCUGCCAUGUUGCUCGCCAUCCCCGGCUGAGGAGCACACGCCUUCUCUGCUUUCCUCGCCUAACUCAGCUUCUCUUUAUUCUCGUCUUCGUCUCGCCGCGCGUCGCCAGUUCGCGUUGCGCAGCGCAUUACCAACACCCUCUAUUCUACGCUACGCUACGCAGCGCAGUGAGUGCGAACGCCGAGACGGAAGAUGAGCAUCCUCGAGUCGAGAGAAUUGGGUGGCGCGCCCUCCCCGCGCAGCUUUGCCAUUGCGCACCAGCGGCCGAGAAACAGUUUCGUUGGAUGUUCGCGGAUUUCCGACUAUGAGGUCCUGGGCAAGCUCGGCGAGGGAACCUUUGGAGAGGUCCAUCGCGCGAGAUCGAAGAGGACCGGCGCCCUGGUGGCACUGAAGAAGAUCAUCAUGCACAACGAGAAAGAUGGCUUCCCGAUAACGGCCCUCCGAGAAAUCAAGCUGUUGAAGCUUCUCUCGCACAAGAACAUCCUCCGCCUCGAAGACAUGGCGGUGGAACACCCGGCUCGGAGCUCCGACAAGCGCAAGAGGCCCAUCAUGUACAUGGUCACGCCAUAUAUGGACCAUGAUCUCUCGGGCCUGCUCGACAACCCUUCGGUCCACUUCACCGAACCGCAGAUCAAGUGCUACAUGCUCCAGCUGCUUGAAGGCCUCAAGUAUCUGCACGAGAAUCACAUCCUGCACAGGGAUAUGAAGGCCGCCAACCUCCUGAUAAACAACAAGGGCAUUCUCCAGAUCGCCGAUUUUGGUCUCGCUAGGCAUUACGAUGGAGAAGUGCCCAGACCGGGCCGGGGUGGCGGGGAGGGGCGCCGUGAUUAUACCAGCUUGGUGGUGACCCGCUGGUACAGACCGCCGGAGCUCUUAAUGCACCUGAAACGGUACACCACGGCCAUCGAUAUGUGGGGUGUUGGCUGCGUGUUUGGCGAAAUGCUCGUCGGCAAGCCGAUUCUUGCGGGAGAGAGCGACGGCCACCAGCUGGAGAUCAUCUUUGACCUGUGUGGGACACCCACAGACGAAAACAUGCCUGGCUGGCGCUCGCUGCCGGGCGCCGAGACCUUGCAACCCCGGCCGCGGCAGGGCAACCUGUCCCAGAGGUUCAGGGAGUACGGCUCCGGCGCUGUCUCACUUCUGAGAGAGCUGCUCAAGCUUGACUGGCGAAGCCGCAUCAACGCGAUCGACGCCCUCCAGCAUCCCUAUUUCCGUUCAGCGCCGUUCCCUGCAAAGCCCAACGAGUUGCCCUCCUAUGAAGAAAGCCACGAGCUCGACCGACGCAAGUUUCACGACAGAAGAGCGGCGCUACCUCCCGCCCCGAAAGGCGGCACCGUCGGCCGCGGUCCCCACGAUGGGCCCAACGCGUCCUUCGGCUGCGACGGGUUCAAUGGCAGGAACGGGGUCAACGGGGGCAGCCGCUAUCCGCGCAACAGCCGGGGCCCGGAGGAGCGGGUACCAGCCUGGCACCGGGACCGCGGCCUGCCCCCCCGCCCACCUCCGCCGGCCGACGAUUACCAGGACGGCUACCGCGACGGUCGAGACCGGGGCGGCGGUGGGAGACCGCGUGGGCCGGGCGGUGGCCGCCCGGAUAUCGACACGUACAUCCCCAGCUAUGACCGCGAUCCGCCCAGGAGGGAUGACCGGCGGCGCAGGGACGACAGGGACGAUAGACGGCAUGACUGGGACCGGCGGCGACCCGACUACGACGACCGAGGUCGCAACAGCCGGACGAGGAGUAGGAGUCGGUCGCCCAUCCGCGAUUGGGAGAGGGAUCGUGAUCGGGACAGGGACCGAGACCGAGACCGCGACGCGUACCGCAGGUAGUACCGGACGUUCUUGGGUCUCCGGUAGACGAGGAGAUUGUGCUGUUGGGUGAGCGAGCGAAUCCGCGGCUAGCCUGGCUGUUCUGCGAUUGCUUGUGUUCAGGGGCGGGCCUGGCUGAUGGUGGUAUAGGGCAAAGGCGUUUGGGACUUGAUACGGGAUGGACUCCAGUCUGCGCCUCCGGUGCAGGAAGGGUCGUUGUUUUAGGCUGGCAGGGGAUGGCUUCGGUAGAAUCACUGCGAAAGAAACGCUCAAAUGAUCCAAAUGAGACAUACUCU